UAAUAAUAACCUUAUAGGCCGCCCGUCAUCCAUAGCCAUAUAAAUAUAUGAAGACUCGCAUCCUGUCUUCGUAGCAAAUCUUAUUCUUUUAACAUAUCACCGCCAAAAUGUCCGAAAAGACCAAAUCUGCGUUCUUCGACUCACCCGAAGCCUCACCCGCUGCACCGCCACCAUUCAGCCAGGCGGUGUCAGACGCUGGCCCAUCAACUUUCCAGAGUCGCUUUGCAUCAAUCACACGACAUGGCCUUGAUCGCAUCAGACUGGUCAACCUCUCAGAGGUGGAAAUAGCGGCUAUGCACGAAAUUGUGAGGACAUAUUGGGAACGUGGGAUUGACAAGGUCUACCCGCAAGAAUCGUCGCGGGAGUUCAAGCUAGGAGGCUAUGCAUGGGGAUACGACCCGAAUGGCAACGAGCAAGCGAUGAUGUUGACGCUUCGUAUACUGGAGGGCAUGCAUGGUUUGGCUUGGGUGAUGUAUUCGCCUAUUGAGGUGACGAAGAGAGUUUCGACGAAAGAUGCACUCAUAUUCCGUAAAGUGAAAAACAUCCCUCCUCCCUGCGAAUGGCUAAAUGUGUCGUUCCACGGCGGAGACAAACUGAAGAUUCUCAACUUCCCGCCUACAGAUCUUGUCAACGAUAUCAUGGCGACUUUCAUGACUGACAUACAACGACAUGAGGUCACGCCAGACCGCGCCAAGAUUAAGUUCAAGGGAUACCCAUGGAGACCGCUGGAAUCUGACGGAGUUGAGACACAACUGAAGUUGCUGGCGUUGCUCGAAAUCUUUGAGCGCCACGGUUUCACGUUGUAUACGAGGACGAGCGCGAGAUUCGCCGAUGAGACAAGUGAGUCAAAUGUGUUGGUGUUUCAAAGGCGAAAGGACUGGGUGGCGGGGAAAUCUCUAUACGAUCAACUCUGAUCUUUGGCAUGAACUAGAGAUUGUUCGUGUUCACUUUUGUUCAAAAUUCAUGACCUGUAAUGAUCCUUCAUAAUUUCUUUUAUACAACUAUAGACUACCAUUCCCCCAUUUAACGAUACGCAUUAGGUCGAUAUACAUCGAGUCUUUAGGAAACUCAAGCAAAUUCCUUGUUCCUCUUCACAGCCAAGAAUGUCAAACUCCACAACUGCCUAACAUUACUCUCCGUCCCAGAGCUGAGUCCCGGCGGA
This is a messenger RNA of Fusarium verticillioides 7600, 1162 nucleotides long. RefSeq lists its product as hypothetical. The record is from RefSeq and is a predicted model, not a curated record. Bases 108 to 914 code for a protein of 268 amino acids. The transcript is spliced from 2 exons. NCBI's taxonomy places the organism in Eukaryota, Fungi, Ascomycota, Sordariomycetes, Hypocreales, Nectriaceae.